CAGGAUGGCAGAGGCGGAAUUGCACAAGGAAAGGCUGCAAGCCAUAGCAGAAAAAAGAAAGAGGCAGACGGAGAUAGAAGGCAAGCGCCAAGAGCUGGACGAGCAGAUACUUCUGCUGCAGCAUUCCAAGUCUAAAGUACUUCGAGAAAAAUGGCUGCUGCAGGGCAUACCUGCUGGAACCGCGGAAGAAGAGGAAGCCAGGAGGCGGCAGUCUGAGGAGGAUGAGUUCAGAGUCAAACAGCUUGAAGAUAACAUUCAGAGGCUGGAGCAGGAAAUACAAGCCCUGGAAAGUGAAGAGUCCCAGAUAUCUGCCAAAGAGCAAAUCAUCCUAGAGAAGCUAAAGGAAACAGAAAAAUCCUUCAAGGACUUUCAGAAGAGCUUCUCCAGUGCAGAUGGAGAUGCAGUAAAUCACAUUUCCUCCCAGCUCCCUGACCUGGCAAUCCUCUGUUCACGAACAGCAGAACCAUCACCUGAGCAGGACAGAACCAGCAGAGCAGCUGGAGUUGGGUGGGAGAGCGUGCUGCUAACACGAGAUGAUAUAACCUCAGAGGCUAUAGCAUCAUCCAGCGCAGACAUGACUGUCAAGAAGCCUCCCGAGCUUUCUGAGGAUGAUACCCGGCUAAAACACGAGAGAGACAACUGUAGUGCCAAAGCCCUGGAGUCUAUCACCAGCUCUCUUCCCCCAGAUCACAAGAACAUGGAAAUUGAGGUCUCUGUGGCAGAAUGUAAGAGUGUUCCCGGAAUCACCUCGACUCCACAUUCCAUGGACCACCCCUCCCCUUUCUACUCCACCCCCCACAAUGGCCUCCUUGCUGAUCACCACGAAUCUCUGGAUAAUGACUUGGCCAGAGAGAUCCGAUAUCUAGACGAGGUGCUGGAGGCCAACUGCUGUGAUUCCACUGUGGACGGAACCUACAACGGCACAUCCUCCCCGGAGCCUGCAGCAGCCAUCUUGGCCGGAAGCCCAAACCCGCCCGCCCCCGCGGCUGUGCAGCCGGAAGCCACCGAGAGGGCCGCUGGCAGACAGGCUCCUCCGCACCUGGAGCUCCAUCAGAGCGACUCUGACACCAUGGCCGAGGGCAGAAGAGCCAACGGCCACCCCCUUGAGCAGCCCCGAGACGUACUAGGGGACAGCCUGCAGGUGCCCGUGAGCCCCAGCUCCUCCACCAGCUCGCGGUGCUCCUCCCGCGACGGGGAGGUGACGCUCACCACGCUCAAGAAGGAAGCCAAGUUCGAGCUGCGUGCCUUCCAUGAGGACAAGAAGCCCUCCAAGCUCUUCGAGGACGACGAGAGUGAGAAGGAACAGUACCGUGUCAGGAAAGUGAGGCCUUCGGAAGAGAUGCUGGAGCUGGAAAAGGAGAGGCGGGAACUCAUCCGGAGUCAGGCCGUGAAGAAGAACCCCGGCAUUGCCGCAAAAUGGUGGAACCCUCCGCAGGAGAAGACCAUCGAGGAGCAACUGGAUGAGGAACAUCUGGAGUCACACAAAAAGUACAAGGAGCGCAAGGAGAGGAGGGCACAGCAGGAGCAGCUGCUGAUGCAACAGCAGCAGCAGCAGCAGCAGCAGCAGCAGCCGCCCCCACCGCAGCUCUGCACGGCCCCCGCAUCCUCACGGGAGCGUCCCUCUGUGACCGACCACCCAAAGGAGGACAUCGUCACGGAGCAGAUAGACUUCUCCGCCGCGCGCAAACAGUUCCAGCAGAUGGAGAAUUCCAGGCAGACAGUGGCCAGGGGCCAGAGUACACCCAGGCUCUUCUCCAUCAAGCCCUUCUACAAACCUCUGGGGUCCAUCAACUCAGACAAGACACUGACCAUCUCCAGACCAGCUUCUAUCGGGGCACCUCCUGAAGAGUCCUCAGCAGCCAAGGGGCAGAAAGCCCACUGUGCCCCAGAGAGUCAGUCUUCUGGAGGAGGGGCCCAGGGCAGCACAGCUCCCCAGGGAAAGGAAGGGCCGUACAGUGAGCCCUCUAAACGCGGGCCCUUAUCCAAACUGUGGGCAGACGAUAGUGAGUUCACGAGUGUUCGGGCCGUCCUCACCGUGGUCAAGGAUGACGAUCCUGGGAUCUUGGAUCAGUUUUCAAGGUCAGUCAAUGUCUCUUUGACUCAAGAGGAGCUGGACUCUGGUUUGGAUGAGCUGUCGGUGAGAUCCCAGGACACCACAGUCCUGGAGACCCUGUCCAAUGACUUCAGCAUGGACAAUAUCAGUGACAGUGGGGCCUCCAAUGAGACAGCCAAUGCCCUGCAGGAGAAUUCACUGGCCGAUUUUUCUCUGCCCCAGACACCCCAGACUGACAACCCGUCAGAGGGCCGAGGAGAAGGGGUCUCGAAGUCAUUCAGUGAUCAUGGUUUCUAUUCCCCUUUGUCCACACUGGGAGACUCUGCGUCGGUUGAUGACCCCUUGGAAUAUCAGGCUGGUCUCCUGGUGCAGAACGCCAUUCAACAAGCCAUUGCCGAGCAAGUGGACAGAGCUGGGUCUGAAACCACCAAAGGCGGACCAGAACAACAGGGACCUCAAGCAAGUCAAGAGAAAGCUAGCCCCAGGGCUCCCAGCUCAGAGAAGCCUCAGAGCAUGUUUGAACCACCUCAGGUGUCCUCCCCUGUUCAAGAGAAAAGGGAUGUAUUGCCAAAGAUUCUGUCUACUGAAGACAGGGCGCUCAGGGAAAGGGGGCCCUCCCAGCCACUGCCGGUGGUACAGCCCAGUGGCCCAAUAAACAUGGAGGAGACCAGACCAGAAGGGAGCUACUUCAGCAAGUACUCGGAAGCAGCUGAGUUAAGAAGCACAGCCUCGCUCCUGGCCACUCAGGAGUCCGAUGUGAUGGUUGGGCCCUUCAAGCUGAGGUCCAGAAAGCAGCGGACUUUGUCCAUGAUUGAAGAAGAGAUCCGAGCAGCCCAGGAAAGGGAAGAGGAGCUGAAACGGCAGAGACAAGUCUUGCAGAGUACCCAGAGCCCCAAGGCAAAGAACGCCCCAUCACUGCCCUCCCGAACGUCGUGCUACAAAACUGCUCCAGGGAAAAUAGAGAAAGUCAAACCUCCUCCAUCCCCCACACCUGAAGGUCCCAGCUUGCAGCCUGACAUAGCCCCCGAAGAGGCUGCCGGAUCGCAGCGGCCCAAGAAUCUGAUGCAGACCCUCAUGGAAGACUAUGAGACACACAAAUCUAAAAGGCGCGAGAGAAUGGAUGAUAGUAGUUACACCUCUAAGUUACUGUCUUGCAAGGUGACUUCCGAGGUCCUUGAGGCCACACGGGUUAAUCGAAGAAAGAGCGCAUUGGCUUUGCGCUGGGAGGCGGGGAUCUAUGCCAACCAAGAGGAAGAAGACAAUGAAUAAUCAAUUUCCUUCCACCCAGGAAGCUUCUUUGGUGCUUGGGCUCCCAAGAAACCAAGAAAUCAACAUGUCAAAGCAUUUUAAUAGAAUAUUUAUUAAAGUGCAAACAAACUCAGCAAUCCUUAUGCAGGCCAGAAGUUAUAAUUUACAGUGAUGAAAAAAUAAAGUGAAAAAGCAGUCCACCCAUCAAACUCUAACUCCUGGGAGUCAAAAGAAAAAGGAUUUUGUGUGUGUGUGUGACUCAAAGGAUCGCCUGGGUUUGGACCACAGUUGAUCCAAAAGGACAAAGAAAUUAUGAGCAAACCAACAUGGUUGCUCCAGGCAGAAGAGACCGGGCUGCCUGGGUGAUGAGGAAAACAACGGAGAUGUGGCCAUUUGGAGAAUCUGAGAAGCUGGUGCCGUCCACCUGGCAAGAGGGUAUUUCCCUGCGCCUGCAGUGGUUUCCCACCCAUGACCGCAUCACAGGUGUCGGACCAACUCCAUUUACUCCAGCAGCCAUGAAAUAAGGUUUCUCUCCAUUUGCCCAGAAGAGGCAACUAUCGUCCCAUAUCUCUUUCAUUUAAUUGUUUUUAAUUAGGAGCCAUGAAUGAUCACAAUCCAUAUUUUGAAGACAAGAUUUCUUCCUGUUGCAAACACAAUCUGUUCUACAUUAGGGGGUUGAGAAAGUGGGGGCAGAAAGCCAAACCAAAUAGGUUAUUUUAGCUUUAGGAUCUUGUCUGCUUAUGAUACUGACUGAGCUACAGUGUUUAUGAGAACACAUUUUCACAAUUCUGUUUCUUUAUAUGAAGACUAUAUUUAGGGGGCAACAACUAUUUUUAUGAUGGGGUGGGGGAAUCUAUCCAUGUGUAAAACCUGUACACGUUGAACAUCAUGGUUCGAGAGGGGAGGGGUAUUUUUAGAAUGGCAAUAAUUGAAAAAAGGGCGAACUCUGCCUUGGAGAGGUAGAUGAGAAAUAAAGAGGUGUUUAUAACUAUAUUUUAUAUAUAAAGUGAACCUUCAAGGGAGUAGGAAGAUGAUAGAUUAUUUUGGAUCAGUCAGGAAGGAAAGGAAACAAAGCUCAUGAAAGGUAGAGAAUAAGAGAGGGAGAAAGAGUGGGAAAAUGAGGAAGUAAGAUUAUUUUUGCUGAGCAACCAGUAUUUUCAGGAUGAUAACAGAGAAAAAUAUAGAAUAGAACUUUAAGUGCAGGCUUAGGAUCAGCUAAAAAUCCUAAAGAUGGGUGUGUGUGUGCGUGCGCACGCACGCACGUGCCUGUGUGUCCACACAUGCCUUUGUGUAUUUUUGCAAAGCGCAUGAGUGCUCACGAGUAAGGGUGUAUGUGUGUGUGCGUGUGUGAGAAUUAAAAUUCCAGAAUGGUCAUAGGACAAAGGUGUUCACUUACUUCCUCCAAAGCUGUUUGCCAGCGUCAGGAGUGAGCGAGAAUUUCUUUUUUAUGAAAAGGAUAUAGAGGCUCCGAGCUGAUACAGUGUUUGUAAUAUUAAGUUGACCUAACAUGGUAUUUGCAUGAGUCACGAUGGCAAAGUUUUGAGCAGUUUUGUAAUCUGACAUUUAGGAAAGUUUCAUAUUUAUUCUCAUGCUUUGUAUUCAUGCUUAGUAUAGGCUAAAGGAUGCCAGCUUUACUCUUUCUGUCUUUUAAAGCAAUAUGAUAAGGGUAUUCAAUCAUGGAAUGCCCUCAAUUUCUGGAUGAGAAAUUUUUUAACUCUGGCCAUGAGAAAAAUACUGACCAGCAUUCUUUUUUUUUUUUUUUUUUUUGGUCCCUUUUGUGUUUUUUUU
Molecule: messenger RNA, 5089 nt
Organism: Budorcas taxicolor (takin)
Lineage: Eukaryota; Metazoa; Chordata; Mammalia; Artiodactyla; Bovidae
Gene: PALM2AKAP2
Product: PALM2 and AKAP2 fusion
Exons: 11
Coding region: 5-3322 (1105 amino acids)
Biological process (GO): regulation of cell shape
Cellular component (GO): membrane
Source: RefSeq, a predicted model, not a curated record